AUGGUAAAGCAUCAGCCUUUACAGGUCUACGAGAGACAGCUGUGUUUGUCCUGCGUGACUGGGAUCUAUGGUUGCCGCUGGAAACGCUACCAGCGCUCCCAUGACGACAGCUCCAAGUGGGAAUGUUCAUGGUUUUUCCUCCUGUGCUGCUCAGUUCUCUUGCUGCUUGUGUGGUCCUAUUUCUGGUGGGAGGCUCACAAUGACUACAAUGAAUUUAAUUGGUUGUUAUAUAACCGCUCAGGAGAAUGGAGUGAUGGUACAAUCCCCAUUCUCACUACCACCGUCGUGGGAUUCACUUACACAGCGUUUUUACUGGUUUUAGCACUUUGUCAUAUUGCAGUGGGUCAGCAGCUCAAUCUCUACUGGAUCCAUAAGAUUGGAGUGUUGGCUGUACUACUCACCACCAUUACUGGCUUCGUUUCCAUCGAUGACUUUUGGAGAGAUGAAUGGGACAUUGUCUUGAUCUCUCUCCAGUCCACAGGCCCGUUCCUGCACAUUGGCGCCGUCGCUGUGGUUACGGCCCUCGGCUGGGUGGUGGCAGGUCAGGUGGUGCGCGGAGAGAGAACAAAGUUCCAGAUGGCCAUGCUUGUGCUCUAUGUGGGUGUGCUCUUGGCCCUCUACCUGGUUCCCCUCACUUUGUCUUCCCCCUGCAUCAUGAACCGGGCCAACCUCAAACCACGCCCUGCUGUGAUUGGCCGGCGAGGAGCGCCCAUGCUGGCUCCAGAGAACACCCUCAUGUCCUUCAGCAAAGCCUUCCAGCAGAGGGUCAGUGCCCUGGAGGCUGACGUGACUGUCAGUUUGGAUGGUGUGCCCUUCCUGAUGCGUGACAUGACUCUGCGGAGGACAACAGAUGUGGCCAGACUUUUUCCACGGAGACUCAAUGAUGAUGCUUCUCUCUUUAACUGGACACAGAUACGGUCUCUUAAUGCAGGAACAUGGUUUCUCAAGACUGACCCCUACUGGACGGUGGACUCCAUGUCUGUUAAAGACCGUAACCGCGCUGGGAAUCAGACGGUGUGCAGCCUGGCAGAACUGCUACGUCUGGCCACCCGCACAAACCUGUCCGUCCUGUUUAGUCUCCGCAGGCUUCCGUCCCAGCACCCACGCUACCAGCUCUGGGUUAGCGACGUCCUCAAGGUCGUGCAGAGGUCAGGCAUCCAACCACAGAAGGUGAUGUGGACCCCUGACUGGUACAGGAAGAGGGUGCGAGCAGGGGCUCCGCUCCUGCAGCAGACGUCUGAGGAGAAGCUGUCUGUGGAGGAGCUGAAACAGCGAGGCAUCAGUGCAGUUAAUCUGCACUACAGCCAGAUCAGUCCACAGGAGAUCAGGCUGUUGUCUGAGAACAAUGUGACUGUGAAUGUGUACACAGUAAAUGAGCCAUGGUUAUACUCCUUGAUGUGGUGUAGUGGGGUGUCGUCUGUCUCCUCCGAAGCUCCGCACAUACUCCGGAAGGUGCUUUACCCCAUCUGGAUCUUGAGUCAAGAUGAAUACUGUUUGAUUUGGAUCACUACAGAUCUCGUCUCAUUUGCAAUAGUCGUGGGGGUAUUCAUAUUCCAAAACUAUCACGUGAUCAGGUGGAAAAUGAGCGGCAUGCGGAGUUAUAACCCUGAGCAGAUCAUGCUGAGCGCGGUGGUACGCAGGCCCAGCCGAGACGUCAACAUCAUGAAGGAGAAACUCAUCUUCUCUGAGAUUAACAAUGGUGUUGGCAGCACAGAGGAACUGUCCAUCUUCACUGAGAAUGGAUAUGACUCCCACAGACACAGUGGCAUUGCCCGCUGA
This is a messenger RNA of Chanos chanos (milkfish), 1779 nucleotides long. RefSeq names its product glycerophosphodiester phosphodiesterase domain containing 5a (gene gdpd5a). Gene Ontology annotation, molecular function: glycerophosphodiester phosphodiesterase activity. Gene Ontology annotation, biological process: lipid metabolic process; positive regulation of neuron differentiation. Gene Ontology annotation, cellular component: plasma membrane. The coding region runs from base 1 to 1779 and encodes 592 amino acids. NCBI's taxonomy places the organism in Eukaryota, Metazoa, Chordata, Actinopteri, Gonorynchiformes, Chanidae. The transcript has 16 exons. The record is from RefSeq and is a predicted model, not a curated record.